UCAAACAACGUCGCCUACCAUUUCAGGCAGCAUUAGUUGUUCAUAUAAGUUAUAAGUAUGCACAACCAGUAUACAGAUGAGGCCUGAAUGAUUGACCUGAAGGCAUUCUUCUAGUAAUGUUCUCUUUAUAACAGAACAGUGUCGGUACGCUUUUUAUUUAUUAAUUGCGAGCCAAUUGAUAGACUGACAAACAUGUUGAUUUUUACAGCGUCAGCAUUGAGUACACAAUUUCUAAUACGCCAUUUUCUUUCCUUUUCUGGUGAUCAGUGAGAUCAAGCCUGAGACUUGAAUCAACAGGUGAUCACUGCGGUGAUUUUCAGUUCCUGCGGUGGCCAGGUCUACCAUUGGAGGAUGGUAACGAAGGGAACGUGAGGGGGAAGAGAUUGAAAGCCAGAGGAGAGGAACGAGACGGACCCCUGGGUUGCCUACCUGCCUAACGCAGUCUCACAAAAAGACUCAAUCGUUCGGCAACUAGUGACUUUUAGAGAAACAUUCCGAAGAACACGCAUCGACACUGACACCAACUGAGUGAAAUGUGCAGUUUGAGGACGGUCUGAUGGCAGCUUCUAACUGGUCAGUGUUGGAAAACAGGUGUAGACAAGGAGUCAAAUUCUCAUUGGUUAAAAAUUACUGUGUUUAUUUUCUUAACUCCGAAGAAAUGACUGCUGCUGUUCAGUCAGUCACGGCUGAUUCCCAGUUGUUCUAAAGCACCAGUGGAUAUGAUGCCUUGAGACACUGUGUUCUUGCUAACUAGGGUUAAACCACCUUCGUUGAGUUAGAAGUAUAGUUCGAUAGUUUGCCAUGAAGACUCAGACGUCCACUCUACUUUAUUUGUUUACGUUAGUGCUUCUUCUAGGAUGUGAAAAUCAAAACCUGCCAAUGUAAGUACCUGGUUGUGACAUUUGUUAACAACAAAUUUGGAAUUUAAUAAUUAUUUCUUAUCGGUAAACGAAACAUUGAAAAGCAUAACAUGCUUUUAUGUAAAAGUGUUAACAGUUAGAAGUAUUUUGACGUAUCAUUUGAUAAACACACAGAAUGUCGAAGCCUAAAACAGUUACGAGAAACACUCCUAGAACAGUGAACGUAGGCUUUCGCCGUUUGUCCCGUAAUAUGUUCUUGGCUUCAGUUGGCAUAGCCUUUACUGCUGGAAUGUUACUGGGUAUCCUACUGCCGGUGUAUAUGUUUAGGUUUUCUCCUAAUCCAGAGGUUUCAGUUUCUCGCCAAGUAGACCAACAGUUGGAUAGAUUGGAGCCUCUCACACAAAUUCAGUCAGUAACUCAAGCUUCAGUAGUUCCUAGUCCAGUUGAAAGUGACGAAAUCCCAGAAUUUUUACGGCCUUCCGAUCUUGAAAGAGCAGGUGAAAGUCACAAAGGAGUCUUAAGGAAUGAAGUUAAGGAGGGGCAGGCUAGUCAGGGAGACAUGUUUCAUUCGCUGACAACGAGCCGCCUGGCGUUGACAAAUGAUUUCCUACGGCAGGGUCAAGUCGCUGCCACCGGUAGAAAAGUAUCAACGCCGCUAGCUUAUUUCGGUCAUGUUGUACCUUCCGAACAAUCUCUCAAAAGUGCAGACGGAUCGCUAUAUUUUCCAAAAAGAAAAUUGAACAGUGAAACUGAAGGUGCUACUAACCAAGGUUUCAGAGCUGUAGUAGGUGUCGAGAACACAAAACUUUACGGUUCAUUCGCAGCGAAAGGCAACAUUAUCCAAGACCGCCAAACCACUAUCACUCUCCCGCCUAGACCACGUUGGCUCUCCGUGAACAGGAAGAACAGAAUCAACAUCAGCAGCAACAGUAUUGACGAUAUCCUCCCAGUGUAUACAACUCAUCCGAGCUUUCCCGUUACUCCUAUCCCUCUUCGAAACCAGGGGUUCUUGAGGAGUAAUAACGAUCCAGAAACUCGAGAGAUAGCUAACAUAGUAAAUGGGAUAUAUUGGGCUGAAGAGCUAGAAAGAAUAAUUCCAAAUGGUUUUAGUGAUGGCGUUGACAGUUGGUGUGAAUUUGUUAAUAAGACAAAAGUUGUGAAAAUCUCUGAAGGAUGUGGAAGAAUGCAAAACAGACUAGUUACUUUCGAUAACGGAAAUAAGUCUUGUUGUCGCUACAGGCAAAACAACGAUCAAAUUCAGGGAGAAAUUUUUUCAUUCUAUCUUAGCAGGCUUCUUAAAAUUGGGAACCUGCCGCCAUCCGUGUUAGCCCUUAUUAGGGGUCAGGAGUGGCAGUGGGAGCACGUGCAGUCCCAGCUCCACCUAGCACAAUGGAAUGCAGAAAAGCCAGUCGUGUUGACCAAGUUUGUAGACAGCCUGAUGCCUGCUUUUAUCCCAUCUGCUUUCCGUGACAAACAUCGACAACUAUACCCAGUGGCCGAAGAUCUCUUCAAUAAAACUGUGGCUGAAUUAGUAGAGCUUGCCCAGUGGUCAGACCUAAUUGUGUUUGAUUAUUUGACGGCAAACUUGGAUCGUGUGGUAAACAACAUGUACAACGAACAAUGGAAUCCAGAGAUGAUGAACUCACCAACACACAACCUUGCUAAACACAAACAGUCUGGAUUACUGGUGUUCUUGGACAACGAAUCGGGUCUUCUUCAUGGCUAUCGACUAUUAGAAAAAUAUGAGCAUUUUCACCGAUCUCUCUUAGAUUCUUUGUGUGUGUUUCGUAGACGGACCGCUCAAUCUAUUGUUGAAUUACACAGGACUAAAAAUACUGGUGAACUCCUAAAACUGUCUUUUUUAAAAUAUAAUCCGAGUUUGGUUGACUGGUUACCGUUCCUUCCAGAACGCAGUUUAAAAACACUUACAAAUAGAAUCAAUACGGUUUACAAUCAGAUCCAGAAAUGCGAAGCAAUGUUUAAUUAAUUUUGUAUGGAAUGAACAUCAAAUCAAUGUUCAGCAGAGAUUAGCGCUAGCACUGAACAGAUGUGAAUAGUAAGAAUUAAAAGUUAUACAAGGAAACAGACAUCAUGUAACUUUAAUAAAAAAAAUGGCUAAUUACCGAAACUUGAAACAACACAAAGUAACUGCAACCGCUCUUUGUUGUGAUUUUAUCACCUCUCAAAUCCUCAGAUUAGGCUCGGCUAGCUUAAAGCUAGGUGUGGCUGUUUGGUUGAUGUUGAUCUUGUAAUCUGUCAGCUAGAACAGAACAACCGUUUCUCCAACACGUGUUUCUUAAAAUGUGAUAUAAUAGCCCCCAGGAAUAACUCUACCUGUGUGUCUGCUGUCCUUAUCUGGAGAGGGGAAAGGGAGGUUUGUGUUCCACCAUGAGGGACAGUCGGCCAGGUUUACAACUUGGUCUGUCAACCAGGGGUGUGGAGAACCAAUCUGUAUACAUACGUCUCCAACCACAAUCAUCAUUUCCCCGAGAACGGUGUUUAUAUUCAUUACUGCAAAAACUAUACUUUCAUAAAGAUAUCAAAGAUUUUAUUAUGAAC
Limulus polyphemus (Atlantic horseshoe crab) is the source of this 3419-nucleotide messenger RNA. Its product is annotated as four-jointed box protein 1-like. The coding region runs from base 1036 to 2847 and encodes 603 amino acids. The transcript has a single exon. Gene Ontology annotation, biological process: cell-cell signaling. NCBI's taxonomy places the organism in Eukaryota, Metazoa, Arthropoda, Merostomata, Xiphosura, Limulidae. The record is from RefSeq and is a predicted model, not a curated record.